Ziziphus jujuba (common jujube) is the source of this 1281-nucleotide messenger RNA. Its product is annotated as mitochondrial carnitine/acylcarnitine carrier-like protein. Gene Ontology annotation, molecular function: L-ornithine transmembrane transporter activity. The transcript is spliced from 4 exons. Gene Ontology annotation, biological process: mitochondrial L-ornithine transmembrane transport. NCBI's taxonomy places the organism in Eukaryota, Viridiplantae, Streptophyta, Magnoliopsida, Rosales, Rhamnaceae. Bases 188 to 1075 code for a protein of 295 amino acids. The record is from RefSeq and is a predicted model, not a curated record.
CCCAAUUUCUCAAGCCUUUGUUAUUUAUUUUUCUCUUCUGUGGGUGUUUUUGGGGUUCCCUCCAAUUUCACCUCUUGUUUUUGAGAUUCAAAGCCUUCAACACAAUUUUUCUUUCCCUUUCACCCAUUUCUCUAGCGUCAAGAUUUUUGCAAAGUUUAUGUAGUCUCGAACGUCAAGUGUGUGACGGAUGGGUGACUUAGCCAAGGACCUAGCUUCAGGGACUGCUGGAGGAGCAGCACAGUUAAUAUGUGGGCACCCAUUUGAUACCAUCAAGGUCCAACUCCAAAGCCAAUCUAUUCCAUCUCCAGGCCAAUCCACCACCACCACCGCCACCAAGUAUUCUGGUUCAAUCCAUGCUGUCAAGAAACUAGUAGCCACAGAUGGCCUCAGAGGUUUGUACAAUGGCAUGGGAGCCCCAUUCGCCACCGUGGCCGCCACCAGCGCCAUCCUCUUCGCUGCCAAGGGACAAAUGGAGGCUCUUUUAAGGUCUGAACCUGGUGUACCCUUGUCCAUCACCCAACAGACCAUUUGUGGUGCUGGUGCCGGCCUUGCCAUUUCCUUCAUUACCUGCCCUUCUGAAUUGAUCAAAUGCAGGCUGCAAGCCCCAAAUGCGGUACUGGCAGUGAAGUAUGAAGGAUCAAGGGAUGUGAUAAAACAUACAAUGAGAUCAGAAUUGGGGAUGAGAGGUCUCUUCAAGGGAUUGAUUCCAACCAUUGCAAGAGAAGUACCAGGCAACGCUGCAAUGUUUGGUGGGUAUGAGGCAGUGAAGCAAUACAUGGCAGGCGGCCGAGACACUUCACAACUUGGACCAGGCUCUUUGAUAUUGGCUGGAGGACUAAGUGGAGCAUUUUCUUGGCUCUUUGUCUACCCUACUGAUGUGGUAAAGAGUGUUAUUCAGAUUGAUGAUUAUAGAAAUCCCAAGUUCUCCGGCUCCAUCGAUGCUUUUCGGAAGAUACGUGCGGCUGAAGGAAUCAGAGGUCUCUACAAGGGGUUUGCACCAGCAAUGGUUCGAAGCAUUCCAUCAAAUGCAGCUUGUUUCUUGGCAUACGAAAUCACCAGGUCUUAUCUGGGAUGAUUUUGGUCGUUUUUUGUAGGCGCUAGUUUGUUUGUUAUUGGGUGAAGGGUUUGGUUGUUGCAAUUUUUUAUUUUUUAUUUUUUUAUUUUAUUUUAUUUUUUCGCUUGCCAAACGAUCCCAUAUAUACUUCUAUAUACAUACCGUUUAAAUGAAUGUUUAUAAGAAUUAUGUAGAGCCAGCAUAAUCAAAUAGAUGGACUAUUUAGA